AUGGACACCGGCGAAGCUAGACCAAUCUGGCCACCACGCGGAUGUGAUCCACCACCUUUACUAGAAGAAGAAAACCAUCCGGUUGAAGUCAUGAAGUUGCAAGACGCUGAAACAGUUGCUUCAGUUUUCUUCAAUCGUGAUCAAGACCCUAACUUCGAGAAACGACUCUGCACUGAACUAUGUAAGACAUCUGCAAGGCAAGGGGCCGUUAAUAAGGACCCACUACCGGAUGAUGGAGGUUUGAGCGUGGGACGUAUCCUUCUGGCGUGA
Echinococcus granulosus is the source of this 270-nucleotide messenger RNA. RefSeq lists its product as hypothetical. Bases 1 to 270 code for a protein of 89 amino acids. The record is from RefSeq and is a predicted model, not a curated record. Lineage: Eukaryota; Metazoa; Platyhelminthes; Cestoda; Cyclophyllidea; Taeniidae. The transcript is spliced from 3 exons.